Messenger RNA from Chironomus riparius, 960 nucleotides. The record is from the annotation of a GenBank genome assembly. NCBI's taxonomy places the organism in Eukaryota, Metazoa, Arthropoda, Insecta, Diptera, Chironomidae.
AUGGAUAUCAUUAGCAUCUCGCCGUGUUCAAAGAGAAUAUCAAAUGAGGCUGGCAAGGAGCUAAAUGAUUGUCACAUUCCCAGUGUAUCCAAGAGUGAAAUACAAAAUUUUCUUGCGGCACGUCCUGUUAAAUCCGAUCAAGAAAUCAUUAGAAGUUCUAUGGCUGAAGAUGAUCCCAAGUGUAUAUCAGAAGAAGACAACAAGAGUUCGCCACAUCGCUGGGGCAGACACCAUAAAGGAGCAAAGAAAUUGGCAAAUCUAUAUAGCACAAAGAAGAGAAUACAGGAAGUGAUUUGCGUCUAUAGCUGCAUUAGUCUAAUGCUUAUCAAUUUAUAUUUAAUUUUAAGACAUUUAAGGAUGGACCGCAUUAGCGAAGUGAUAUUUUCAGCUAUUUGCGGUAUAGUCACAGCUGAUUUUGGCAGUGGAUUUGUUCAUUGGGCAGCUGACACAUGGGGAUCUAUUGAAUUACCAAUUAUUGGAAAGAAUUUCCUUCGACCAUUCCGAGAACAUCAUAUUGAUCCCACAAGCAUUACGAGACAUGACUGGAUUGAGACAAAUGGAGAUAACUUUAUGAUUGGCAUCCCCAUCUUGCUUAAAUUAACACUCAUCUUUUACAACUCAUCAAGCACUGAAAUUCAGGCUGAAUAUCCAUUCUGUGCAUAUCUCUUUCUAUGUUCAAUCUUCGUGGCUAUAACCAAUCAAAUCCACAAGUGGAGUCACACAUAUUUCGGUUUACCGGUGUGGGUACAAAUUCUACAAAAUUAUCACAUCAUUCUGCCUCGAAAGCAUCAUCGUAUUCAUCACGUAGCACCACAUGAAUCAUACUUUUGUAUCACGACAGGCUGGCUUAACUGGCCAUUAGAAAAAAUUAAAUUUUGGUCGACACUAGAAUCAAUUGUGACAUUUUUCACUGGAUGUAAACCACGCGAAGAUGAUCUAAAAUGGGCAAAAACAUCAUAA